CUCUUUUCCCUUACCUUUGUCCGUCGUAUCUUUUUAUCAACUUCCUCCUCCUCCGGCGCCUCCACGUCUGCAUCCUUUACCAUCCCCCUCUCUCCGCAUAUUCUCUUACUGCACCCCCUCGCACCGGCAUGCCGACUUCACGCCAGCUUGCUGCACUCCCUAAUCCCCUCAAAAAACCAACUUUCCAGCGCUAUGACUACCAGACGUUCCAGGUCAACUCCAAGACAUUCGAAAUACGCGCAGUUGCUGGAAACGCCGCGACGAGGGGAAGGUCUUUCGUCAUGUGGAGCGACAUCAAGGAUGUCAUUCCGAACGCCUCUUGUCUCCACUGCGGGAGACGUAUAGUCAGCUUCAUGAUUGACGACAACGGCAACAGGCUACAGCCCCUCCGUAUCGAAUAUCAAGAGAACACUGUCAUCCAGGUCAUUGAAAACCGUUUCUCCACUCUCUCUUUCGCCUCAAGCUCAUCGCUAUCACAUUCACGCGCCAUCUCUUCGUUCAACGACGACCAGCGAUCCGUCUCUAUAUAUUCCAAUAGUUCUUAUGGUGACCCGUACGCCUUCUCCCAGCCAGAGGUCAUGGGACAAAUUCCCUCUGUCCAGCGACUAGGUGAUCAUUACGAAGGAUAUAGCUCCCCUACACAAUUGGAAACCACUGGACAGAUUUCCGCUGUUCAACGGAAAGCAGAGCACCGUUUUUCUCUGAUGCCAGUGGAGUAUCUGUCCGCCGAAGGCAAAAUUCAGCUGCGGACGGCCCUCAUCCUUUACGAAUCCUUUGUUUGGUCCACUUGCGACGGUGAAACUCGACAGGCCGACAUUUCCCGAAAUUACUUUGACGAACAAUUUUCCAAACUGGAAGCAGAGAUGUCCAAUCAUCAAGAACUGCAGCGGCAGAUGCGGGAGCUACAGCAGUCCAUGUUUGGAAUACAGCAGGAAGUCAUGGAGAGGCUGGCAGUAAUUCAGAACAAAGUGCAUACAAUUCUUUUCAACGACUAUGACACGCGCACCACACCUCGAUUGUUCAUCGUCCUGCCCAAGGAGGGUCUCGAGUGGAAGGCCGACGAUCUAUCUCAGGAAGAUUUCCGACUCUAUUUCUUAUGUGAGUGCGGGGGCCACACCCAAUCGAGCCAAGGCAGCAAUAUCCCGCAUCAUAUCCAUACGGCAAAGCAUGGCGGAUACGAUAUUGAGAGUCCUCUACAAUUCUUUCAGCAAUACGGCUCCCAUAUCUUGAGUCUUCUGCAAAUGCUCAAGUACGGCACCUCGGCUAAUGGAUUCACCGUCCAAGCCUUGGUACCCGCAAACAUCGCAAGGCAAUCCAACAAGAACAGCAUGGUCAACGACACCCCACUGCGCAUGCUAGAGCCCAGCAUCAACAGUGCCAUCGAGUACCUAAUGUACCUACCAUCCACUUCACAACAAUCAGCACCUACAAGACGAAUAGCACUACGCAGCAAAUGUGACAGGUUGGGUACAUUAGAAGGCGUGGAUUUGGGGAAACUGGAGUCGUAUCUCAAACACAAGGACCCUCACAAGGAUCCUCACAAGGCACUAGGAAAUCUAUACAGGAUCGUGACGAGCGAUGGGCACUUCAGAUGGGUCUGCUUGGAUCACUACAGGGAGGUAAUCGGCAUCACUGCCAUCCAGGAGCUGAAAGAGAGUGUCGCCAUCCACCAGGGUACUUUCCGAGAAUCUCUUUCUCGCGUUGUAGUCGAGCUGUCCACCAACACGGCGGCGUCUCAGUUCUACAAAUUUAUGGAGCACGCCAGGUUUAUUCAGGAGCUCAAGAUCCGCUUCAAGUGGGAUGUGUCUACAAACGACCUAAAAGCCCUUCAGAACGCCAUCCAAAAAUCUACCAUCAUAAGAUUGGAACUGGCAUGCACUUCAACGAGCGGUGCGUCGACUGAUAUUCUGCGUCGAAACAAGAGGGCGGACCCACUCUGGCAGAUGAUCGCGAACUCAAAGCUCCAGGAAUUUAUUCUGAGCGACUUUACAGGAUUCUUCUCUCGUGCCAGUAUAUCCAUCAAGAAAUGCAACCUCCGGACCUUCAAGACGACAGAUCGGGUGGAAUGGAAAAAAGAAAGUGCCAGGGUGUUGGCAUUUAUCGAAGCGUGUCCUCACUUGAAAGACUUACGUAUUGGUUGCACUGAGCUAGACGCUCCGUAUGCUGCCAUCAAGGGCAUCAACUACGAUUCUUGCACUCUGGAACAUCUCACACUGGAGUCUGGUAUUUCGGAUGCCCUUCUAGCGCACUUUGACGGCGGUCUACCCGCGGCCAUGGACCUCGUCAUUUCGAACAUGAAUAGUUCCCUUCUGCAGGAAACGCGAGUCCUCCAGGCGCUUCACCUUCGUGCGAGCCAUCUUCAACUGAAAGCUAAGAUGAAUCCUCAGCUCAUCAGAGGAAUCAUAUCUAGAAACCCAGAGUUGACUAAAUUGGUGCUCAAUUGCGAAGUCGAGGCCUUUUUGCGGACACACAUCACCGUCAAGGAGGCACUCGUCGAUCACGAUUCUCACAAGCUACGGACACUCAAGCUGUAUUCGAAGGGCAACAGGCUUUCGAUACAAGACCUGCACGACGAGAACUCUGUGGAGCUGGAGCUGAUGUCCUUGAACGUACCUCCCGAUGCCUUGGACCUAGUGAUGAGGGUUUACGGCAACCGACUGACAAAACUUAGACUGGACGGUGACAAUCUAAGGCGACUCUUCGACUUGGCGUUCUCGGGGGGAGCCAUGAAACUGAAGCACGUCGAAAUCACGGGCUCCUCCCUUACCGUCGACAUGCUGUACGAUUUGCGGCUGAUUCUGCGGCGGUCCGGGACAACUCUGAAGCACUUUACGAUCAUGGUGGACAAGUUGUGGCAGGCGACAGAGCAGAAAAGCGAGCUGGCGAGCUUUAUAGCGGACUUUGGUCCGCUAUGGACCAGGGUCACCUUGACGAUGAAUGUUGCGAGGUCAUGGCUGAAGGAAAUUGAGCAGCGUGGAUUUGUUGUGCCCGAGGAGAUCGUGGAUAGGAUCCCAGCAAAUGACGGCGGUAUGCUGCAUGCGUUCGACGUGAACGAAGUUAAAAUCUAUUAAAUUACAUAACGGUCCCAUUGUCGGCAAAAAAAAAGGUGGGUUAACAGGGUGAGAUAAGACGAAUAGAGCGGUGAACGGUAAGGGUGACAUUCAAAGGGCUGAUUGGAGCGAACGCGACAAGCUACCUUUGUCCCCAAAAUGUUUGCACAGAAACAUAUACGAAAAUUCGCUCCUGUAGAUGAAGGUGGGUAAAAUGAGGAUGGGAGGAAGCUACGCAAAAUGUUUGUGCAGGGAUAUACGCUCCUGAAGGUGGAGGUGGGGGAAGGGUCAGGGUGGAGCCUUGGUUCCGAGGAAUAAAAUUCUGGGCAUCCUUCAGGGCGCAGCAAAAACGCGUCAUUUGUGU
This is a messenger RNA of Gamsiella multidivaricata, 3414 nucleotides long. RefSeq lists its product as uncharacterized. The transcript is spliced from 2 exons. NCBI's taxonomy places the organism in Eukaryota, Fungi, Mortierellomycota, Mortierellomycetes, Mortierellales, Mortierellaceae. The record is from RefSeq and is a predicted model, not a curated record. Bases 129 to 3071 code for a protein of 980 amino acids.